Molecule: messenger RNA, 189 nt
Organism: Linum tenue
Lineage: Eukaryota; Viridiplantae; Streptophyta; Magnoliopsida; Malpighiales; Linaceae
Source: the annotation of a GenBank genome assembly
AUGGCGGUUUGGUCGUACCCGCCGACGCGGAAGCAAGUGGUGGCGACGGUUUUGCUGUUUGCGGCCGGGGCUUCGCUGUUCGGGUAUGGUGCGUACUUGUCUCUGGCGAAUGUUGAGCCUCAACGAGCCCGAGCUAAAGCUCGAAGCGAAUUUGUGAGGGAGCGGCUCCGGAAGGUGAUCGGUGACUAG